This is a messenger RNA of Microtus oregoni (creeping vole), 4062 nucleotides long. RefSeq names its product gamma-aminobutyric acid type A receptor subunit beta3 (gene Gabrb3). Gene Ontology annotation, cellular component: neuron projection; GABA-A receptor complex; synapse. The record is from RefSeq and is a predicted model, not a curated record. The transcript has 9 exons. NCBI's taxonomy places the organism in Eukaryota, Metazoa, Chordata, Mammalia, Rodentia, Cricetidae. The coding region runs from base 104 to 1525 and encodes 473 amino acids. Gene Ontology annotation, biological process: chemical synaptic transmission; regulation of membrane potential; signal transduction. Gene Ontology annotation, molecular function: extracellular ligand-gated monoatomic ion channel activity; neurotransmitter receptor activity; GABA-A receptor activity.
GGGCCAGCGCGGCGGCGGUGGUGGCAGCAGCAGCAGCAGCCCCGGCUGCGGGUCGCGACGGCGGCGGGGCGCCCCCUCCCCCGUGCCGGGGCGCGGCGAAGGGAUGUGGGGCUUUGCGGGAGGAAGGCUUUUCGGCAUCUUCUCGGCCCCGGUGCUGGUGGCAGUGGUUUGCUGCGCCCAGAGCGUCAACGACCCCGGGAACAUGUCCUUUGUGAAGGAGACCGUCGACAAGCUGUUGAAAGGCUACGACAUUCGUCUGAGACCCGACUUCGGGGGUCCCCCAGUCUGCGUGGGGAUGAACAUCGACAUCGCCAGCAUCGACAUGGUUUCUGAAGUCAACAUGGACUAUACCUUAACUAUGUAUUUUCAACAAUAUUGGAGAGAUAAAAGGCUCGCCUAUUCUGGGAUCCCUCUCAACCUCACGCUUGACAAUCGAGUGGCUGACCAGCUCUGGGUGCCCGACACAUAUUUCUUAAAUGACAAAAAGUCAUUUGUGCACGGAGUGACAGUGAAAAACCGCAUGAUCCGCCUCCACCCUGAUGGGACAGUGCUGUACGGGCUCAGGAUCACCACCACAGCGGCAUGCAUGAUGGACCUCAGGAGAUACCCCCUGGAUGAGCAGAACUGCACCCUGGAAAUCGAAAGCUAUGGCUACACAACGGAUGACAUUGAGUUUUAUUGGCGCGGCGGGGACAAGGCUGUCACGGGCGUGGAAAGGAUCGAGCUCCCCCAGUUCUCUAUCGUGGAGCACCGUCUGGUCUCCAGGAAUGUUGUCUUCGCCACAGGUGCCUACCCUCGACUUUCGUUGAGUUUUCGGUUGAAGAGAAACAUUGGUUACUUCAUUCUUCAGACGUAUAUGCCCUCCAUCCUGAUCACCAUCCUCUCGUGGGUGUCCUUCUGGAUCAAUUACGAUGCAUCCGCUGCUCGAGUUGCCCUUGGGAUCACCACUGUGCUCACCAUGACAACCAUCAACACUCACCUUCGGGAGACUCUGCCCAAAAUCCCCUACGUCAAAGCCAUCGACAUGUACCUGAUGGGCUGUUUCGUCUUUGUAUUCCUGGCCCUUCUGGAGUACGCCUUCGUCAACUACAUUUUCUUUGGAAGAGGUCCCCAAAGGCAGAAGAAGCUCGCAGAGAAGACUGCCAAGGCCAAGAAUGACCGUUCCAAGAGUGAAAGCAACCGGGUGGAUGCUCAUGGGAACAUCCUAUUAACAUCGCUGGAGGUUCACAACGAAAUGAAUGAGGUCGCAGGCGGCGUCGGAGACACCAGGAAUUCAGCAAUAUCCUUUGACAACUCAGGAAUCCAGUAUAGGAAACAGAGCAUGCCCAGGGAAGGGCACGGGCGGUACAUGGGAGACAGAAGCAUCCCGCACAAGAAGACCCACCUACGGAGGAGGUCUUCACAGCUCAAGAUCAAAAUCCCCGAUCUCACCGAUGUGAAUGCCAUAGACAGAUGGUCCCGGAUCGUGUUUCCCUUCACCUUUUCCCUUUUCAACUUAGUUUACUGGCUGUACUAUGUUAACUGAGUGACUGUACUUGAUUUUUCAAAGACUCCAUUUAACACUGAGUGAAAUAUUACCCUGCCUGUCAAGUUUUUAUACCAGUACACACACACCUACACACACCCACACACACACAAUUGUAUAUAUAUGUGAACUUUCUCAGCAUAUAUAUAAAAGACACGUGUAUAUGAGGAUGUAUGUGUAUAUGUUUAUAUACGCAGGUGUGACUAUCUGCGUAUGUAAGACAAAUACGCACACAUGCCGUACAUUUUGCAACUAUGGACAAUUUAACACAGGAUGCAUAUUAAAGAAAGUCAUAGCUUUUUUUUUCUUUUUCUAAUUGAAAGGGACAAGUAUCUAAAUAUUAUGCCUCAAGAAUGAGGGUGCGAAACACAGUCAUCCCAAAGUGUGUCUUUUAUUAUCCUAAGUUCGAUAUUUUCUCUGAAAAACCAGGAAGGAAUUUCUUAGCUAAUCUUUGGGAACUCCCACAGCGCAAGUUGUGCGCCUCAUAUCCUCUCUUUCGGUUUGCAGCCAAGGCUUGUUGGCUUCUGUGUGACGGGCUUGUUUCAUCAGGUUUGCUUCUCUGUAUCGGGGUUAGCAGACGAGGCGAGUCUCUGGCAGCUCUCUUACCUGAUCCUCACUGGUAGGUAGCUCCCACGCUCGUGUCUGAGAGUCCAUCUCUUGCAACCUCACCGGGAGUAAGCGGUGUCCCAUUGUGAGUACUCCACCGUCCCGUACAUGAGGGGGAUUUCUGUUAACGCAAAGUGGGUCCAGCUUAACUGUCUUGUGGGAACACAAUGGCACGUUUUGAUAAUGAGAUCCAGUCACGAAAGUGUGCUUUCCAUCUUGUCCAGAUCUCUAGGUCCUCUGUAGAACUGGAAGCAUAGGCGUCUCAGGUUCUUUGUUACUCUGAGGUAAAACCAUCUAGAGUGAUUCCCCCUUGCAGUUACAUUACCGUUCUUAUAACAUCGUAUGUUAAUAUGAAUAUAUUUGCAUAAUAUGCAUACAUAUGUAUAUUACCAGGAUUUUGUUUCCUCUGCUUGCUACCAUGGCAGCAUGCGACGUCAUACUUUUCAUUCUGUGAUAGAACUACUUUCUGUUAUCUAGAGAUUAAGAUUGAACCUAAAAAUGUUUCUAUUGUUCACUUUUGGAAACUCAAGAAACAUCCUCACAGCCUUUUUUUUCUGUACUGACAUUGUCUCAUAAGCACAUCCAGCUCCUCCUAGACUGACUAGGAUUCUGCAGGAACACGACCAGUACACACCGCGAUCACACAACGACCCAUGACCGUUCCCGAGGCAAGGAGGGCAACCUGACACAAACACAGUCUCUUUUGGUUCCUUCUGACCCACAGCCUCAUCAGUAUUUGGACUUUUUAAAGCUCGUAGAAACAAGACAAGGUGCACCGGUUUCAUAGACGCAACCUUAACUUACUAUUUAGAUGAGCUCUUUCUAAAGACAAACAAAGAUGAUAUAUUUUUUGUAAACUCUUUCUAUCACGGGCAUCCAUAAACUGACUGCAGUCGUGUGAGCAGGUGUCACAGCGAAGCAUUGGGAAGACAGGAUAAAAAGCAAAACCUGCAGUGAAGAACUGCUAAAUUAAUAACCCCCACACCCACGCAUGCGUCACCCUCACGUUUACCACCCUCCCCAAGAUGUGUGCCGUGUGGACUGCCUCCAUGAACUGACACACUUGAUUUUUCGGUGGCCAUAGCAAUCCUUUAUAUGUGGGAGUCUGACUUUUCCAAACCCAAGCUUAGGUCAAAGCUAAUCCACAGAAUCUUAUGUUAGGGACAGUGACUGAAUUUGAUGCCCUUAUCCGCCUCCAUUCUUGUCUACUAAGUCUUCUUUCAAUCACCGCUCCUUGGCUAUCUUUUCUCCCUGGAGAUGAGCCCGUGAAUUUGGGCUUUUCUCUGGAAAUCUUCUUUUUCAUGGGUAACAGUAGGAGGAGACAAAGAGUUAAACAGAUUCGAAAAAAAAAAUUCUGUAAGUGGCCUUAUCGUUGUAACAUAUUAAAGAAAAGCAAAUGUUUGCGAGACCUUAUCCCUUUCAAUACUUCAGGUAUCUCUCUGUGUACCCUGUCACUCAAGGUGUGAGCCACAUGUCGAAGAGGGACCCCCAAAGGCCAGCCAUGUGGAAGAAGGGGUCAGCCACUGAGAGUUUAUCAUACUAAGAACUGUGACUUUUUUUUUUUUCUGGGAGAAAAGUAACUCAAAAUUUUUUGAUGCAUAGUUGAGAUACCCACAUUAUCAGAGACAGAAACUCCACGGGGCUCAGAAGAACCGCAACACGCUCCCUGGGAAUCUCUGGAUAUAAAUUUGCAUGGUGUAGUCAUAACAGCUUUUGAGCUUUUUAUAUGCAUUUGGCACCAAGACUGGGAUCCACAAAUUUAUAGACACUGCAAUGAAGUUACCAUAGUAGCUAGACUCUAAGUAGUGUUUGUAAUUACACACACACACACACACACAAACACACACGUAUUCUGUAAAAAAAAAAAACAAAAAAAACAAAAAAAAACUCAUUUUUAAGAUUCUUGGGUAUGUGUUUGCUUUACUCCAUUU